CCUUUCCCAAUUGCGCAUGAUGUGAACGACGGUUAGGUUCCAGCUUCAUUUAGGGCAGCGAAUUUAAAUACUGCUGUAUUUUAGAGAAAUACCUAGGGAUAAGUGUUAUAUUAUUUGACCUUGAAACACGUUUUAGACCAUUUUAGACCCCGUUUUUAUGAGUGGUGAUGUGUGUGUGGUAUGCUAUUUCACAGGGCAUUUCUUGAUACUUCCAAUAUUCCCAAGCAUGUCCAUUUCUAAUUUGAGGCAGUCAAUUAUUCGAAAUUGUUUCAGCGUGCCUAGCAAAGCCAUCUAUAGAGUGCCUAGUAUGUGCGCCAUACGGACACGGUGACUGUCUCGUCAUUUCCGCCCAUUCCACAUUUGUUGAGGUGGCUGGUUCAGUAUCUUGGCUGAUUUUUUCUUCGGAAAAUCGGUUGAAUAUAAGAUGUCCCAGUCCAAGAAACGAAGCUCAGCAUCUCAGAAUGAGGAUAUCCAAUGCCGCACAGUGGUUAACAAUAGUAGCCUGCGCUUUAUGAGGGGGAUGCUGCGCAGUCGGAGGCCGCUGGCGCUGGCCGCCGCCAUCGCCGUGCUCACCGUGUGCCUGGUGGCCGUGCUGAGGACGCGGCCGGUGCCCUACCCAUCCGCCGGCGCCCUGUCGCUCCAGGAUGGCGUGCCCGAGAUGCAGGUGGCCCCGGUGGUGGCCUGUCCGCCGGUGCUGGUGCAGGGCGUGCUGCGCGGCCCGGCCGCGCCGGCGGCCGGCGCGCGCGACCUGGCCACCGUGUACGUCAUCACGCCGACGUACCCGCGCGCCGUGCAGGUGCCCGAGAUGACGCGGCUGGCGCAGACGCUGAUGCUCACCUCGAACGUGUUCUGGGUGGUAACCGAGGACGCGGCGCAGCGCACGCCGGCCGUCACCGAGAUCCUGGAGCGCUCCGGGCUGCCGCACGUGCACAUCCUCGGUCUGAAGCCGGAAAAGUACUCCAAGGAGGCCGGCUUUAAGGGCGCCGUGCCUCGCGGCGUGUCGAACCGAAUGGCCGCGCUGCAGUGGCUGCGAGAGAACGCCGAGAAGGGCGUGUUCUAUUUCGCCGACGACGACAACACCUACGACUACCGGCUGUUCGCUGAGCUGGCGCGCACGCGGCGCGCGUCGGCGUUCCCAGUGGGUCUGGUCACCCAGGCCGGUCUGAGCACGCCCGUGGUACGGAACGGCGCCGUGGUCGGCUUCUACGACGGCUGGAUCGGCGGCCGCACCUUCCCGAUGGACAUGGCUGGCUUUGCCGUCAGCGUUCAGCUGCUUCUCGAGCACCCGAAGGCGGCCAUGCCGUUCACGGCCGGCUAUGAGGAGGACGGCUUCCUCAAAUCGCUCGGCCUCAAGAAGGACGACCUCGAGCCUCUGGCAGACAACUGCACCAAGAUUCUGGUGUGGCACACGCAGACCAAGCAGCCGCGCGUGCCGUUCACCCAGGUGGACCCGGACAAGUACCGCGGCACCAACAUGGAGGCGCUGCGGCGCAUCGUCAACCCCAGCUGCUGCCGCCGGCCCCGCACCCAGCCUGCGUCCUCGGCCGCGCCUCGGUCCGCCGCCGGCCGCCCCACACUCUCCGGAUCCUCAUCCUCGGCCAACGGCACCGGGCCACCGACUGUCGCCAACGCCACCGCGCAGGGACGCGCCCGGGGCGGCGCCCCCGCCGCCACGCCCUCGGCCGCCGGCCGCCGCCGGCCGACAAAGGCCGUAAAUGGCAGCGGCACAGCCGUAACAUCCGCUUCCGGCAAUACCAGCCAGCUCAUGUCGAAUGUUGGAGCCACGAGGCGCCGCGGGUGGGACGGCGGAGCUGCCUCGCGGGGCCGACUCGGCUCGGGGGCCGGCUCGCUCCGCGGGAAGUCGCGCGCUGAUGUAAAACCCUCCGUAAAACCCGCAAACCCCCCAGUCUCUCGGCGUCCAAUUGGCCGCCGUCGUCCGACGGUGAGGUCGAACCGUCCUCUGUCCCCGCCAGCUCAGCUAAAAUCAAAUCGCUCUGCCUCGCAGUCUCAACUAUUCCGGCUUCGUCCCAAAUACGCAAAGUCUAAAGCCGCCGAGUUCAAAGGCAUCCAGUCCAUAUACCCUCAGUUCAAAUACCUCCAGUCCAAUGGCGUCCAGUCCCGAAACGCCAAAUCCGAAAACGACCAGUCUGAUGGCGUCCAGCCUAGAUACGCCCAACCCAAAGGCAGCCAAUCCAAAAACGUCCAGUCCAGUGGCGUUCAGCCCAGAUACGUCCAACCUAAAAACGUCCAGUCCAAUGGCAUCCAGUCCAAAUACGCCCAGUCCAGAUACGCCCAAUCUAAAAAUGCCCAGUUUGAUGGCGUCCAGUCCGGAUACGCCCAAACUCAGCAUCCCGAGCCCCGUCUGAAUGCCCUUUCACUGGCGCCCGUCCUGUCCCACUCCCAGAGUGGAAUGACGUCCCCGUCAGGACGUGUGAUAUCUACCCCUGAAUCUGGAUCUCAUUCGGCUCAGCCUUCUUCUGCUCCCCGCAACUCAUCAGUCUUCCCCACACCUUUCCCGUCGUUUCUUCAACAUUCCUCCUUCCCGUCUCAUGUUUCCUUUUCGGCUUCUCUGCCCCAGUCCUCCGUCUCAACUCAUUCCAAUGUCUCCCUGCGUCGAUAUAACCUUUCCUCUUCUCACACUCCCCUUUCCUCGUCUCAAACUCCCCUCUCCCAGUCUCAGACUCCCUUCUCCCCGUCUCAAACUCCCCUCUCCCCGUCUAAGGCUCCAUUCCUCCCGUCUCAGAAUCUCCGUUCUCCGUCUAAGACUCCUCUUUCGCCGUCUUUAACUUCUUUCUCCCCGUCGCAGUCUCCUAUCUCCAAGUUUCAGUCCCCUCCUUCGCCGUCUCGGACUGCCGUCUCCCCGUUGGGAGCCUCCCUCUCCCCGCCCUCCCCUGCGCUCCCGGAGCCACUCAGUCGGGGAGGGCGGCCCGCCGGGGCGGGGCAGACGCCGUAGCUCCGCCCCACCUCUGGCCGACCGCUCCAGGGUGGUGGGAAUGGGUUCUUCUCUCGCGACGCACAGCGCUAGUUGGCCGGUGCUGUGACGCCAAACUGGGGACGCACGGCACGGCAGGACAAGGGGACGGCCGGCCGGUCAGUCGAUGGAACCAGUGCUGCCAGCCAUCACGGCCCCUGCUACGAGUGUCGGAUUCCGUGCCAGGGAUAUGUUUAGAGAGGCGAUAACUGUACGAAGGGGAAUGGGGUGUUUCCAAUGUGCGGGUUGACUGAAUUCAAAAGCAUUAUUGAGAUAUGUGAAAUACAUUUCGUUGGUUGUG
This is a messenger RNA of Amphibalanus amphitrite, 3272 nucleotides long. Its product is annotated as DNA-directed RNA polymerase II subunit RPB1-like. NCBI's taxonomy places the organism in Eukaryota, Metazoa, Arthropoda, Thecostraca, Balanomorpha, Balanidae. The transcript is spliced from 8 exons. The record is from RefSeq and is a predicted model, not a curated record. Gene Ontology annotation, molecular function: galactosylgalactosylxylosylprotein 3-beta-glucuronosyltransferase activity. The coding region runs from base 425 to 2953 and encodes 842 amino acids. Gene Ontology annotation, cellular component: Golgi membrane. Gene Ontology annotation, biological process: carbohydrate metabolic process; chondroitin sulfate proteoglycan biosynthetic process.